UUAAAUCUGUUACUGAGGGGUGCAUGCCUACAAAGCUGCAUAUAUUACGGUUGCAGAUGUAUAAGCUCAUCUGUAUAUUAGUUUUCCCGUGAUUGUGUAUUUUAGAAAAAGAAAUAAACUGCCGCAAGUGAUGAGCAAUCCUGCUGCGGUAGCAGUGCCUGUACAAGAUGCAGGAGAUGGCAGGUGGAUGAGUAUGGUAAGUAAUUUAUUAACUUUAGAUAUACUUACCAUACUUACCUUCGUUUCAGAGGCUCUUAAAGAACAACGAGGUGAAAAACGGCGAGGCAAAAUAAUAAUUAUGAUAAUUAAUAAUAGAUGAUUCCAGCUAUGGAUUAAAUUUUGAUCUAAAAAUGAUCUUUUACAACAUUUCGCAACCAAACUUUGCAAUUUUACUCAUUUUAACAUGCUCUUUCUAGCUGUGGUGAUGGAUUUUGUUCUUCUUGUCUAGAUCGAAAUUUAGUCUAUAGCUGCAUUAAAGGCCAAAAAUAAAAUAUGUGGGUUUCCGGUUUCUUCUUAUAAAAACUUAGGUAGGGUAGGUCGGUUUUAACUUUUUUUUUUAAACUUUUUUUCAAAUUUUCCUAACAAUCGGACGCCAUUUUGUUUAGUCAGUGCUUCCACAUCCGAAGAUAAAUUUCCCUAAUAUUGCCUCAAAUUUCAAUUUUCCACAAACUUUUCCCUCUAAGUGGAAACACUUACAAGCAUGAUCCAAUAAAAAAGUUUAGGGUCGGGAUUUCGACGUCCAAAAGCUAGGUAGGGUCGGGAAACCGGAAACCCACAUAUUUUUUUUGGUCCAAUCAUCUAUGUAUAGUAAUAUUAUUAUAGUCAUGUUAAUUUUACACAUCCAUAUAGAGGCUAUAAUAUUGAUUGUUUAUACUUGCCUUCUUUUCAUUAGCAUAACAGAUUUAUAAGAGAAGCCAAGAAUAUGUCUUCAAAAUGUGAAUUGUUAUUUAUUGGUGACUCCAUGAUCCAUCAGUUGUUGGAAAAACAGGUGCUCCUUAAAGGCCGUUUUCCACUAGGCGAAUUUUUUCGCGCGACGCGAAGCGAAAACCGAAAUCCGGCAACGUGAUUGGUCGGCGAAAAAAUUCGCGGCGAAAAAGUAGGAUCGCUUCCUACUUUUUAUCUGUUCGCGCGAACAAAUUCGCCUAGUGGAAAACGGGCUUUAGUCUUGCAUUUUUCCUGGAGUGAGCAUGCGUUCCUACAGUUCCUGGAGUGAGCAUGCGUUCCUACAGUUCCUGGAGUGGGCAUGCUGCGUUCCUACAGUUGCAUACAGGUUUAUAAAUUCAUGCCUCGCUGUUUAUGCGUUAGGGAUAUGCAGUGGUCAUGGUAAGGGUUAGAGUCAACAUUCAUGAACAAUAAGGACAUGAAUCAGACUAUAAUUAAGGUCGACUGUACAUCCAAAUUGCGCGUUCUGCGUCUGGAUAAAAUUGCAGUCGAAUCAUAACAUGUAGCUCAGAGUGGAAUAAUUAAAUGCAAUUACAAUAUGCAUAUCAAAGAAUUGAACUGUUCAAUCGUCCAGUUGUAUUUCACAUUAUUAUUAGCAUGACAAAAUUACUGCAUGCUGAUUGGUUGAGAGGAGUACAAUUAUUUCAUUAAUUGUACUGCAGUACAAUAAUUAAUGAUUUUCCCAAAACAAACAAAGUGGCGGAAAGGUAUUUGAACACAAAUGUGAAAUGAAAUUGCCCUUGAGGAACUAAAUGAAAAUACGGACAAAAUUACCAAAUUUUGGUUGAAAUUCUGGCAGGACUGGGCUUUGGCGAGAGAAUAUGAUCUUGACGGAGAAGUAUUCAAUUUUGUCAUAUGCUAAUAAUAAACACGGCGGCUCGUCCAAUUUUGGCAAAAUUUCCAAACAUCACGAGUACUAUUAAUCUCUAAUUGUACGAGCAACAUCGCAUGAUUACCUAUACUAAUCAGAAUAUUUGUACUCGCAUAUUUUUUCGUCUGCGUUAAGCAAAAUAAAGAAAGAUGCACUUAAGGUAGUAUAUUCAGGGCCAGCCAAUUACGCCGUUAAAUAACGCGACAAGUUGGAGUUUUAACAGAAGCGUACAGGUUUAUCGGUAAAAUACAUAAAGGGACAUGCCCUCACCCGCGACCCCCCAAAGAUGCAGUGCUUCCCCAAUUUUAUGUUCCUCCACACGGCCCUGUGUUUGUAAAUUCAACGGUUGAUUUUAAUUUAAUAACUAGUGCAUUAAGGCUUUUCAGUCAAAACAUGAAAUGCGUCAUCUGUGCGGAAACUAAUUGUUCUUUGAGCAUAUUUUUGCAUAUUGAAAUCAUUAUUGAACAUUUGAAUACUCUCUCACUGACUUCGAAAAACAGUAGGUAACACUGUAACUAAUGUCAAUAUAUCCGUUUGAUAGAUUUGGGACCAACUGUUCGAGCCUUUGGGCUCACUUAAUUUUGGUAUUGGUGGCGACAGCACACAACACGUUCUGUGGAGAAUUCAAAAUGGUGAACUGGAACACAUUACUCCAAAAGUAAGAACAAUUCUUAACACGUUAUCUUUUUCAUGUUGAGGUAAUUGUGAAUUUUUAGAUUCUUACCCCAACGUGUGAAUGAAGAACUUUUCUAUGACUCCAGAACAAUUUUAAUUAAGCCACUUUAAUUUGCCAAAAAUUAACUUUAUCUUUGAAAAGUCGGUACUAGUUAGAAAAAAAAUAAAAUAUUAAAUAAUUAAUAAAAACUAAAGUAAGAAAUUUAGCUUCGAUAACAAUUAAGAAGAUGCAAAACAAAGAUGAUAAACAUGGAAAUAUAGUAAAUAACUUACAAGAUAACUUAAUUAUUAAAACUGAAAUAGGUGACAGUUUACAUGCAUCAUUUCACAAACACCAACUAUCAAUUUUCUACAAUACAAAGAACUACACCAUUAUCUCUCCAUCUAACGAAAGAUACGCUGAUAAUAUAAAAAAAUUUGUUCUAACACUUUGCUUCUAUUCCUACCAUUACCAAACCCAUAUUUAAUCAGAAACUGGUCUAUCUCUGUGGAUUGCGAAUCAGGUUUUCUUGAAGAGAUAUUUGAAUCAUUGUAGUCAAUGGGGAAAUUCAACAAUGAAAAAGGACUCAGUCUGUUGUUUUACAAUUGAUGCCAUAUCUAUUUACAAACAAACCGUAUGGGAUCCAAACGUGGACCAAUAUGCUGGAUUCAUCAUCGAUAGAGCAGUAAAUCCUGCAGAUCCCGAUACUCUGGCAUCAGAAACACUUACUAGUAUUCCAUCUUGUUAG
Paramuricea clavata is the source of this 3216-nucleotide messenger RNA. The record is from the annotation of a GenBank genome assembly. NCBI's taxonomy places the organism in Eukaryota, Metazoa, Cnidaria, Anthozoa, Malacalcyonacea, Plexauridae.